Formica exsecta is the source of this 4628-nucleotide messenger RNA. RefSeq names its product WD repeat-containing protein 44. NCBI's taxonomy places the organism in Eukaryota, Metazoa, Arthropoda, Insecta, Hymenoptera, Formicidae. The transcript has 6 exons. The coding region runs from base 254 to 3280 and encodes 1008 amino acids. Gene Ontology annotation, molecular function: protein binding. The record is from RefSeq and is a predicted model, not a curated record.
ACUGAUUGGUGCAUGCUGUUUUGCACUGUUUUGCGGGCACUCGCGGACGUGCGCGGACGUUUAUCAGUCUCUAUAACGUGGUGUAAUCGUUGCUACGAGUCGAAAUAAUGAUUCCAUAUAGUUUGCAUUCGCGUAAUCGUUCCUGUUCAGCAUCAGUCAUUUUGUUCGCAAUCCAGCGACGUGCGUGACGUGUAUCAGCGACUCUACUGAUGCGAGGACGAGUGUCCUCGCGGAUCAUCUACUGCGUACGACAAUGUCAGGUAGCAGCGAUUCCGAGGAAUUCUUCGACGCGGAGGACGAUUCAUUUCAUCGUGCGUCACGAAGAGUUAAACAACGCGAGUGUACCAGUGUCGAAGCUGAUAAAGCAUUAGAAAUUUGCAAGCAAGACGAUGACAAUGUCUUUGCAAAGCCUGCUAUACCUAAACCAACUAUUGAUACAAAGGGUUGUAUACCUGCAGAUAGUGAGCAAAAUAAAGAUAAACUUAUCGAAGAUGGUGCAGAAUCAACUACAGAUAAAAUUGUUGGAAGGAAACGGUUUCGCGAACUUCGACAACGUAUGCAAACAGAAGACGACGAUAUUCCGAUUACUAAUUCACCUCCAGAUAGUCAGACAUCUUCCAUCGAGGGUGUUUACCCCACCCCUUCAAAAACGACCCAUCCAUUUAGAAUCAUAGAACACGAUACUCUCAGUUUACAAAGUAUGACUUCUUUAGGACGAGUCGGUCGAAUUCUGGCAGGAGUCGCAGAUAAUACUUCUGGUGUACUUAUACCUAGUAUAUCCCAGUGCCCUCCUUCUGCCGCCCUUACCCGUGAAGGUCAAAUGUCCUCCAUUGCUAGUAUUCCAAGCAAAGACGAGGACGCAACCUCUGGUAAGGUAUCCCAAUCUUCCAGUGUCCUCACAUUAUCAGGGGAUAUCCUACAGGAAUCCUCUAUUAAUGGCCGGUCCAAUUAUGCUUCUCACUCGCAAAGUGACAAGACUGUUAUGCUUCAAGAACCUGAUGUCAUCGCGAGUACAAAGAAUAACGGGAAACUGGCAGAAGAUGUAGCAAUUUCUGGUGUACCUGUUGCUCCUCCACGUCGUAAAAAGAAAACAAAGGCUCAUACACCUACUGAUCUUGCUCCUUCUGCGGAAACGCUUGUACCCGCAUCGCCGCUUCCAAGUCCAGCUAGUACUAUAGAAUCGAUUACUAGAGAAUUCGAGCACAGUCUUGAUAUUCGAUCCGCGACGAAAGGGCAAUAUGUUGUUAAGCCGCAGGACGAGGAUAAAUUGAAAGCAGAAGGACCAUCUUCUGAGGAAUUGGAAAGGGUGGCAAGAAUGAAAGCAGAACUGCUUAGUCGAACGAGUAAUAAGUCCAAUAGUCCAUUAGGAUCAGUAUCGAGCAACAGUAUUGGUCGUUAUUCUUUGGGCCCGCACAGGCUAUCAAGUAUGAGUCCACAAAUUUCCAGAGAAAGACGUAAAUCGGCUGGUGACCAAGAUAUGGUCAAGCAAUUGAAUAUGUUUGUGAGAACUAGGACAGAUUCUGGCAAGCGUCUUACUGAUAUGGAAAUUUUGGAACAAGUGCCUGUAACAAAUUUAGAUACAGGGGAACAGGUGCCAUUAAGUAUAGCAGAAGAUAAAUUACCGCAGUGUAUUAAUCCUUUGUCAUUACACAUUAUGAGACUCACUAAGUCUAAAUAUAUAAGUAAUUCUAGUCUUGAGAAAGAAAAAGAGAGCGAUGAAGAAAGCGUAGAUAGUAAAAUGUCUAGUAUACCUCCAGACGAAGAUGUGUCCGUAGAUAGAGUUCGUAAGCGGACGCAAAAGUUGAAACGAUUUUUAGGUUCCACUGUAAAAAAGACUAUGAAUAAAGCCAAAUCCAUCGCGCAAGAAGUAUCGCAUGCGAGACACAAAGAAGACGUUAUGGACAUAGUGGACGAAGUUUAUCCUGGUGAACAACAAUACAUAAAGUUAAAGGCGUCAAAUAGCCACAAAGGUCCAUACGAAUUCAGUUGUCUGCAGCAUGUUCAAGAUCUUAGCGGAGAACAUGUAGGGCCUGUCUGGUGUAUGAAAUUUUCCGCUUGCGGUCGAUUGUUGGCCACUGCGGGACAAGAUCGGGUUUUGAGAAUUUGGGUUUUACGAGAUGCUUUCACAUAUUUUCAGGAUAUGCGAACAAAAUAUAAUGCGGAAAAGGUCAGCCCUACUCCUUCGCAGGAAUCGUUAGUUUCGCAGCAAUCUAUGGAAGAUCCUAACAUUGUGGCUAGUGCUUUAGGCGAGGUUGAAGGAACAAAAAGUCCGUUCAUGCCAAAGCCGUUUUGUACAUACACUGGUCAUACCUCGGAUCUGCUUGAUGUUUCAUGGUCUAAGAAUUAUUUUGUUUUAUCUUCAUCGAUGGAUAAAACUGUGCGGCUUUGGCAUAUAUCUCGCAAGGAAUGUUUAUGCUGUUUUCAGCAUAUCGAUUUUGUCACCGCUAUAGUAUUCCAUCCACGGGACGAUCGGUACUUUCUCUCAGGAUCACUAGAUGGCAAAUUGCGCUUAUGGAAUAUUCCAGAUAAAAAAGUCGCCGUAUGGAACGAAGUAGACGGGCACACAAAAUUAAUUACCGCGGCGAACUUUUGUCAAAAUGGAAAAUUUGCUGUUGUAGGAUCGUAUGAUGGUAGAUGCAUAUUUUACAAUACGGAUCAAUUGAAAUACCAUACACAAAUACACGUACGAUCGACAAGAGGUAAAAAUUCUACCGGUCGCAAAAUUAGUGGAAUCGAACCUAUGCCGGGAGAAGACAAAAUCUUAGUUACAUCGAACGAUAGUCGUAUUCGUUUAUACGAUUUGAGAGAUUUAAACUUAUCUUGCAAAUACAAAGGAUAUGUCAACAUUAGUAGUCAGAUUAAAGCAAGUUUUAGUCCAGACGGGCAAUACAUAGUUAGCGGUUCUGAAAAUCAAUGCAUUUAUAUUUGGAAAACUCAUCACGAUUAUUCCAAGUUUUCCAGCGUUCGCAGAGAUCGAAAUGAUUUCUGGGAAGGCAUAAAAGCUCACAAUGCUGUAGUAACGUGUGCUGUAUUUGCGCCGAAUCCAGAUAGUAUUAUUAAGCAAAUUGAGGCGAGAGAACAAUGGGAGAGCAAAGAAGAGGCGAAAAGCGUAGAUAGCUCUAACAUAGGUGUUGUUCCCGUUGAUCCUGUCGUUGAGCAACGCACUAAAGGCUGUGGAGGGCAUGUUCUUGUGAGUGCCGAUUUCAAUGGAUGUAUCAAAGUUUUUUUAAAUAAGACGAAACCUAAGCAUAGUUCCCUACCGGCAUCUGCGCUUGCGUAAUGUAACAUUACGUGAAUUUACGAUAAACAGAAUUAAUUAAACAGAAAAGUAACACGUAUGUGCUUAUGUCCGCGCGUGUAAAUAUUCUUUGCCUCUUGUAUGCAAAUUUCAUCAUGCACUCAUUUGAAUUAAGGAACGCAAAAUUGUAUAAAAUAUUUUUUUUUAAUGGCAUUCUUAUAUUAAAUACAAGUAUUAUUUUAGUAUUGUGUGUAUGUGUGUGUGUGUGUGCAUGAAAGUAAUAAUUUUAAAUAAUUUAUAUAUAUAUAUAUUAGUGACAAAAAUAUUUCCAUGAAUUGUGCUAAAAGUUUAAGUUUAGUAACAAUUAAUACGUGUCAUUUCGAAACAUAUAAUAUAUGCCAUAAAUAUUGUAUAAUUUUAACUCCAAGUUAUAUCAUGUCAGAUGAAGCAAAUUAUUUAAUCCUUUUGUAAAAAAGUAUAUUUGUAGUUUAAAAUUUCUUUAUCAAAAUCUUUUUGUAUCUUGUGCUUGUAUUACAAUUUGACAGUGCUGGUCCCACUGUUACCAUAAAGUUAACAUUUCAUAAGAGAUUUAUCAAAAUUAUGUCAUAGAAUGAUAAUGUAAUUAUCAGUGAGAAAUUUGACAAAUAUGAAGAAUUGUUCUCAUAUAUAAUCGUUUCCAUAUAUAUAUAUGUAUAAUAAAGACAUAGUAAAAACAAGGGCACCUUGGUGAAAACAAAGUAUAAAAAAAUUAUGCAGACAAUGACGAUAUAUUCAAAUAUCUCAUUUUAUUGAGUAUAUAUCGGACUUAUAGAUUUUUAUAAAUUAUUCGAUUAUUUACCAAUAGUAAAAUGCUAAAUAAUAGGAAUUGCUAAUUUUUGCAUAUAUUGAAUCAGAUUUUACAAAAUACCACUGAUUUCUAAGUCGCGUUUUUCUAGAACAUAAUAGUUAUAAGCUAAUAUAACACAUCGAAGACAAUAUCAAAGGUGUUUUGAAGCUAAAAUACAUCAUGGUUACGUUUUUCUACGAAUGUCCUACAUAUUAUAGAAAAUAUAACGUCGUAUUUUUAUUGUACAGUUUUAGAGUAAUGUAUAUAUUACAGGAUGUGUUAUAAUUUAAUUGUUGUGCUAUGUAUAUAUGCAUCAAGUUUCAUAAUGUACGUACAUAUCUAGUUCAUUUUGUAUAUUAAUAUACAGAAUGGGUUGUGUGGAAAACAGAAUACAACUAAAAAGGAAGUAAUUCCUUGUGCAAAAAUAUGUUGGAAAUGUAGAAUAUACAAAUAUUUUUUUUCUACAAGGUUUUAUUUUCAAAAAAAGUGACUUUAAAAUUUGGAAAACUGAUAACAUGUUAAUUACUUUUUAAACUACAAGCUCGAAUGUGAUCUUAUGUUAUA